AGAUAUGGAUGUGGAUAUACUUGUCAUUUUAUAUCGAAUCAUGCAUCAAAGUUUUCUCUUUGAUUGUGGUUGGACUUAUGGACUUGGAUUUUAGAUGCUUGUGGUUGUGGUAACUUCAUGUUGUUGUUGAUGUAGCGGUUUUUAACUAAUGCGGACAAAGUUUUUUUCUUUGGUUGAUGAAUAGGGUUGGUCAAAGAAGAAAGAUUGGCGAAAUUGUGAUACAGAUUAGUGACAGUUGUUAAAAUGGCGUCAUUCAAAUUAUUGGAAUAUAUAUAAUAGACAGCUUGCAAAAUUUGAUGAUGUUGAUGGAAAUGGAACACAUUUCGUUCUUAUUCAGUCAUCAACCACUCUCACUUUAUUGCCACUGCAUUUCAAGAUUCUUUUUUUAGAUUUUUACUCAGAAAAUGGUUUCCUUUAGAAGCAUCUUGUUUGGUAGAUCAUAGCUGUUUUUGAAUCACUGGAAAAGCAGCCCCCAAGAAGUUCUGGAGUUUUAAGGCGGAGGAAUCACUAUCCUGGGAAGUAGGUAUUGAUGGUGGCUACAUACUCUAGGAGCUGAGAAUUGUGUUGCACCAAAGGCAGCUUGCUAAGGUUAGUUUAUGCUAUCAUUCCCCCUGUCACAGCUUCUACAUUAAAUUGAUAUUUGAGGGAAUUUGAAACCAUGAAAGAAAUUGAGAAGAGAAAAACUGCAAGGAAUAGUGAGACCAAGAGUUCGAGAAGAACAGUAAGGAAAGAGAAUAUAUUGCAAGAUAAUUCAUCCAAAACAUUAAGCGAAAAAGGAACAGAAUCUAAGGCACCCCUGGCUAGACAAACCGCAAAAAGUUUUACAAGUGAUUCAAACACGGUCUCAGAGAAUUCGGAGACUUAUGAAAACAUGGUUAUACAUUAUGUGGAUGAUGUUAACAGGUCUGAGGAGGUACCUGUUGAGAUGAAAGUUAAUGAAAUGGUAGCUAGUGAAAGCAAAAUUAAAGUAGUUGAUGGUCAUUCCAGCGAUAUGGAGAAAGAGCGAAAUGAUGGGAAUGAAGAAGUGUCAGAUACGGAGACAGUAAAGGAUUCAGUAUCAUCACAAGGUGAUUCUUUCACAAAUGAGGAUGAUGAAAAUUCUGAAAAAGCUUCUAAAGAUCCCAAAAGUAAGGUUAGAGUAGCUCCUAUAGAAGGCAAUCGUCGAUUAAGGGAGAGAUCUGAUAGAAAAACUAAUAAACAAGCAGCAAAGGUAUCCAAUGGUAAUCAAAAGAAACCUAUCAACUCAAAUAAAGGGCCUUCUAGAGUUACCAACAAAAACACUCCUUCAACCAAUUCCAAGGCUGUGAAAGCUCCUGCAAAACUUUCGUCAGAAUUGUCUGAUGGAAAUGGAAUUGAUGAAAAAUCUGUUCAUGUGGUCAAGGAAAUUGAUAUUGUGGAUGGAUCCUCAAAUGGUGCUCAGAGUGUAGGAAGUGAAGAUGAAAGUAAUGAAACAGUUGAUGUUGAAGUAAAAGUUGAGCAUGAAGAUAAUGCAGCCAUGCAAUCAAAAAUUGAGGAAAUGGAAGUGCGAAUUGAAAAGCUAGAAGAGGAACUAAGAGAAGUUGCUGCACUUGAGGUGUCACUUUAUUCUGUGGUACCAGAGCAUGGGAGCUCAGCGCACAAGGUGCACACACCUGCUCGUCGCCUUUCUAGGUUAUAUAUACAUGCUUGUAAGCAUUGGACCCAAGACCGGCGGGCGACAAUUGCCAAGAAUACUGUUUCUGGCCUUAUUUUGGUGGCCAAAUCUUGUGGUAAUGAUGUUUCAAGGUUAACUUACUGGUUGUCAAAUACUGUUGUGCUGAGAGAGAUACUUUCACAAGCCUUUGGGAGCUCAUUUCAAACUAGCCACCUUGUGAGGUUAGCCGAGUCAAAUGGGAAGUCGACAGCACUGAAAUGGAAAGGUGGCUCCAUUGGCAAACAAGGAAAGGGCUUUGUGAAGUUUGUUGAAGAUUGGCAAGAGACAGGAACAUUCGGAUCUGCACUAGAAAGAGUAGAAUCAUGGAUAUUCUCUCGGCUAGUGGAAUCAGUGUGGUGGCAGGCCUUGACUCCUUAUAUGCAGUCUCCAGUUGGAGACUCGUCAAAUAAGUUCAUUGGGAGGCUUUGGGGACCUUCCCUAGGUGAUCAGAAGCAAGGGAGCUUUUCCAUGAAUCUAUGGAGAAAUGCUUUUCAAGAUGCUUUUCAGCGGCUCUGUCCUGUUCGAGCAGGAGGUCAUGAGUGUGGUUGUUUGCCUGUUUUGGCUAGAAUGGUCAUGGAACAGUGCAUAGCUAGACUAGAUGUAGCAAUGUUCAAUGCAAUUCUUCGGGAGUCAGCACUUGAGAUCCCAACUGAUCCUGUAUCAGAUCCUAUUGUGGAUUCGAAGGUUUUGCCAAUUCCCGCAGGAGAUUUGAGCUUUGGUUCUGGUGCACAGCUGAAAAAUUCUGUUGGCAAUUGGUCUCGAUGGCUUACUGAUAUGUUCGGCAUGGAUGUUGAAGAUUGUCUGCAAGAUCAGGAGAAUGGUGAGAACGAUGAGAGCAGGGACAACGAUAGCAAACCUAAAUCUUUUCUUCUCCUUAACGAUUUGAGUGACCUUCUAAUGCUCCCAAAGGAUAUGCUUAUGGAUAAACAAGUCAGACGAGAGGUAUGUCCAUCCAUCACCCUUUCGUUGAUUAUACGGGUGCUCUGCAACUUCACUCCUGAUGAGUUCUGUCCAGAUCCUGUUCCAGGAAUUGUGCUGGAAUCUCUGCAUGAGGAGUUUAUGGCGGAGAGGAAGUUGUCACCAGAAUCUGCUAGGAGUUUCCCGUAUGCGGCUGCUCCUGUUUUCUACGUUCCUCCCUCCUCGGCUAACGUGGCGGAGAAAGUUGCAGAGGCCGGAGGAAAGUCUCACCUAGAGAGGAAUGCCUCAGCCGUUCAGAAGAGAGGAUAUACCAGUGAUGAAGAACUGGAGGAACUUGAUUCCCCUCUUACAUCCAUCAUUGAUAAGAUGCCUUCAUCUCCUACAGUUACUGCUAAUGGAGAAGGCCAUCACAACGAGCAAGGAAGUAUCACAAAUGUUAGAUAUCAACUCCUUCGAGAAGUCUGGUCCAAGUGAAAUCCUGCAUUCAUACUUUCUGUGUUUCCAUCAAGUGGUAAAGUGAAUAUGUAAGAUAUAGGUGCAAUCAAUUGUUGAUUGAGGAGAGAAACAAAUGAGAAAGAUUCAAGAUAAUUUUAGAAUCUUGGGUAAUAGUGAAGCAUGAGUUUGCAGUUUGUGUAUAUAAAGGAGAAGUUGGUAUAGCACAACAUUUGAGGAUUUGAUUUGUUCUGUUGUUUAAGUGUCUAUGAUCUAUUUGUAACAGAAAUUGUAAUGUUGAUUUAUUACUAUGAAAGUAUUCAAGCAUCUAUUACAAUA
Messenger RNA from Arachis stenosperma, 3361 nucleotides. RefSeq lists its product as uncharacterized. Bases 659 to 3064 code for a protein of 801 amino acids. The record is from RefSeq and is a predicted model, not a curated record. The transcript is spliced from 8 exons. Lineage: Eukaryota; Viridiplantae; Streptophyta; Magnoliopsida; Fabales; Fabaceae. Gene Ontology annotation, cellular component: nuclear pore.